Molecule: messenger RNA, 2702 nt
Organism: Planococcus citri (citrus mealybug)
Lineage: Eukaryota; Metazoa; Arthropoda; Insecta; Hemiptera; Pseudococcidae
Gene: FMRFaR
Product: FMRFamide Receptor
Exons: 4
Coding region: 1096-2454 (452 amino acids)
Biological process (GO): G protein-coupled receptor signaling pathway
Cellular component (GO): membrane
Molecular function (GO): G protein-coupled receptor activity
Source: RefSeq, a predicted model, not a curated record
AUAAAAAAGAUUGCUUCGCAUUCACUCGAAUCCUCGAAAACACGCUUACCUCUCGUUGAACGAUCUUAACCGAUUCCUUUAUGCGCUUUCCGUAAAAUACGAUUCGAGAAUUUUUUUUUCUUCGUAUGUACUUACGUGUGCGUGCGUGAAUCUAUUUUUCAACGAGUUUAUGCAGUUUUUUGCGUUUAUAAUCUAGGUAAUUAAAAUUAAAUUAUGUAAUUUAUUAUUGAAAUUUUGUAUUGCGGUGAAAUAAGAGUAUAAUUUUUUUAUCAACUUUUCGUACAAAUUUUUUUGGUGAGAAUAAGUAAUAUCGAAUUUGAUUUUUUCUUCCUUUUUUUGGAAAAAUAAAGAUUACGAUUUGUGUUGUGAAUUGUGUCUGUGUUGUGAACCAUUUUUCAUUCAUAUUGCGAACCACCUGCCGAAUGAUUUUUAGCCAAUGGUUUUAUCGAAAGAAGGAGAAGAAGGUAUAAUAAGUCGACUACACGAAACUUCAAAUAUUAUUGUUCCAGAGACGAUAAGAUACUAAAACUUGAAGGAAAUUUAUUCAGUUCCCCUUCAUGAAGCAAGUCGGUCUCAUGAUAGUUGGUGAUUUCUUUACGCAUGAUGGAAAGUUAAGCUUCUCUAAAAGGAAAUAAAUCUCGUCAUUUAACAUCUUUUCAGACAAAACGGAAAUUUCGAAACCGCCAACUACCGUAACUGUCGACUGCGAAAAUUCCAGCAACAAAAAUUGAAUACAUACCUAUCAUAGUGUAUAUGUACACGUGGGCGGUAAAACAGCACAUUUCAAGUGAUGGAAAAAUCGUUUCUACGUGUCGUUAUAGAUCCUUCAUCAGUUUACAAAUACGAUGUAAAGCAUAUAAAACGCUAAAACCAUUUAAUUUGUGAAACAACGGAGGGUAAAUUUUAGAAAAAAACCGGUACUACUCGUACUGGGCUGUAGUAAACUGACGUGAAAAAAAUCCAGUGAGUAACAAAAAGAGAAAUUAUCGAUGUUAUCGUCAAGAUUUCUCCAAUGCGAUUAUUGCCAAUGGGUACUCUAACGCACGAUGCCUGUGUUGCGAUUUUAAAACAUUAAUUCCGAUUUUGUUUCAAGAAAUGAAUUUUUCGGAUGAAGAAAAAUUUUUGAGCAGUGAUUUCUUCAACGAGACGAAAUUUUUGAACAGUAGUUUAUUGAACGUUACUAGCUUAGUAUACGAUUUAGAGUAUUGUGCGUCAGAUAAUUCCAGUAAAGAAGACCAAGAAAACGAGAAUGUGAAUAUAUUAUUCAACUUUGUGACAUAUGGCAUAUUACUGAACUGCGUUGGAAUUUUCGGGAUAUUCGGUAACAUAAUUUCGAUGAUAAUACUAUCCAGACCACAGAUGAAAUCAUCUAUAAAUUAUUUAUUAAUUGGUCUAGCCAGAUGCGACACUGUUUUAAUUAUAACAUCCGUUCUGCUGUUCGGCAUGCCUUCCAUAUAUUCGGCUACAGGACACCUUUUUAUAUAUUAUUACCGAGUGUACCCAGUGAUUGCUCCUGUUGUUUUUCCAAUCGGCAUGAUAUCGCAAACUGUAUCCGUUUAUUUAACGUUAAUUGUAACUUUGGAACGAUUUGUAGCGGUUUGUCAUCCUUUGCAAGCUAGAUCUCUGUGCACAUGUGGCAGAGCUAGACUCUACGUUAUUGUAGUGAUCAUUUUUUCAGUAUGUUAUAACAUCACUCGGUUCUGGGAAGUGGAUAUUCUGGAAUGCAAACAUAUUCUGUACGAUGUAUCAAUAUACAGAGUGUACCCGUCGAAAUUACGAAACAAUACGCUGUACAUUAAAAUUUAUAUCCAUUGGAUGUACCUGAUAUUCAUGUACUUCAUCCCAUUCGGAUUUCUCUCCGUGCUGAAUACCGCAAUUUACAGACAGGUCCGAAAAGCGAAUCAAGAAAGACAGCGUUUAUCUAGAUUACAAAAGAAAGAAAUAGGAUUAGCAACCAUGUUGUUAUGCGUAGUCGUUGUAUUUUUAAUAUGUAAUUUAUUGGCGUUGGUCUCAAAUGUACUGGAGGCUUUUUACGGACAAACAAACGAUUUUUUAGUAGAAACGGGAAAUUUAAUGAUAACGAUAAAUUCCUCUGUAAACUUUGUAAUUUAUGUGAUAUUCGGAGAAAAAUUCAAAAGACUGUUCUUCAAGUUGUUUUUUCCUCACGGACUGAGGUUUUGCGGUAACGCUUUCGGAGGAAGAGAUUCUCCUGAACACAUUCACGAAGAUAGUUUCAUGUCAUGUAACGGUGAUCGGAGUUAUUCCAUAAGACAACAUUUGCAAAGGAUAAACACUACUUAUUCGAAAAAUAACAGAAGUAUAAACGUUAACCCACCCGGUAGAAAAGUACAAAGUACUAGAAUUCCAAGAGCGUCAUCUCCUGGUCCUUGCAUUUACUAUCCUGCUCGAGAGAGCAGAGGAUCGUGGGAACAAACUAGCACUACAAAUUUUUGAAAACGUACUUAAGUAUAAUAUUUUUAAUCCAUUUUCUCGUUUUUUUCGACCAAUUUUCAUUUUCCCCCUUGAAUGUCCUUUCUUGUUUUCCCUCGUUGUCGUUUUUCUUUAUACAGCGUGUAUCGAUGCGAAAUGUAAAUAUUCAUGUUUCAAUUUAAUGUUAUAAAUUUUUUUGUUUACAUAAAUGUUAAUGGUUUUCUCAUUUUAAUUGUAUUGCAUUCAUCGAAAUAAAUGAAUAAUUGGGUGUA